CUAAAAGCAAUCAAAAUGAAGCAACUUCUUCAAGUUAUCAAUUUAUUCCUACUGCUCGUCCUGGUAACGAGCCAAAAGGAAGACGAGCCCAAAAAAUGUCCACCUGGCCAGGAGCUGUUAGGUAAGAGUUGCGUAAAAUUUCGCAUUCUUGUAUCUGGUAACAAGGAGUCUUUGACCAAGGUAAAUGGAGAAAAUAAGCAUGUCUGCUUAGAGGGUUUCAUUUGGCUAGAAAGUAAAAACGCUUGCGCAAACAAACCUAGAGUUUGUACAGAUGAGCUCUGUAAAUCGAAUACAAGCUCCGCAGUUCCAAAGGAAUGUCCACCGACCCGCCGGUGGAACAAAGAGCUCCAAAAGUGUGUACCCAAGAAAUUAGUAACGGCCUUUGGGAACACAACUGCAAAAGCGAAUGCCAAUAAAACAACAUCAGGGACCAAAAAGAAAGAAGUAGUGGCACGUGCACGUCAUGUGGGCCAGUUGCUGGAGCAACCGAUAGUUACUAAUAUGUGAAAAAUAUAUUUUGUAUCAAGCACGAAUUAAACUAUAAAAUAGGGUAUAAUAAAAAGUUAACUGCAAUACCGAA
Molecule: messenger RNA, 580 nt
Organism: Drosophila novamexicana
Lineage: Eukaryota; Metazoa; Arthropoda; Insecta; Diptera; Drosophilidae
Exons: 2
Coding region: 16-507 (163 amino acids)
Source: RefSeq, a predicted model, not a curated record